AUGUCAGCUUCGGAACGCGAAGAAGACCGCUCACGCGUUGACGGCUUCGAGAUAGAGAUCUUCAAACUCGUCAAGGAGGAGGCGACAUCGAAGCAAUGGAAGCAGUGGCUUCGGACACCACUGGAGCAUGCCGCGGCCAAAGGAAACCUUGAUCUCUUCACACGGCUGAUAGACGCUGGUGCCGGCGGGGAACCAGGCUGGCAGGGUUGGGGUCACCGCGAACGAACGCUGCUGGGCGCGGCUGCGUGCGGCAACAAAAGCGACGUGAUGGUCCAGGCUUUACUCGAGGCUGGGGAGACGGAGUUUGUAAACACCAGCUUCGGGGCUACACGCGAAUCCGCUCUCCACGUUACGGUAGCGCGGGGAGCAGAGGAUGCCUCGAAGGCGCUCAUGAUGGCCGGAGCAGACCCAAAUCUUGGCAAUGUUGACGGCGAUAGUCCGCUCCACCUCGCUGCCGAAGCAGGGCACCACCGAGUAAUAGGUAUCCUUCUUCUUCGGAAAGAGGCCCAAUCUGCAGACCCGAUGAAUUUAUUCCUGGAGACUCCUCUCCAUCUCGCUGCUGCCAUUGGUCAUACGCUGUGUAUCUCUGAGCUUUUGAUGGGCGGUGCAGACAAGGACGUGACUGAUGGGAAAGGUGAAACGCCACUGUUCAAGGCGGCAGCAAACAACCACCUCAGGGCUGUCCAAGAGCUUCUAGCUGCCGGUGCCGACCAGGGCAUUCUUACCAUGGACUACCGUUCUCCGCUUCAGGCUGCUGCAAGCAGAGGUAACGCGGCAAUGUUGAAAGCCUUCCUUGACAAAGACAGCCGUGAAGUCGAUGCCACCGAUGGUCGCGGAUGGACAGCCCUGCACUAUGCUGCUUAUGUUGACAGAUCUGUCCAUGAUAACGGCGAUGCUGUCCGUGCACUCUUGGAAGCUGGUGCUGACGUCAACGUGAAGACCGACGCCCACGCCAGCGAUGAUAUCUUCACGCCUCUACAUGUCGCCGUCAAUCGUCGGAUGGCAUCGAUCUGCAUGAUCCGCGCGCUGUUGGAGGGAGGGGCGGAUGUCAAUGUGCGUGACGACUGCAAUCAGACGCCACUGCAUGUCGCUUGCAUGUGGGGGAAUGUUUCUGGUGUAGAGCUUCUGCUGCGUUGGGGAGCAGAUGAGAUGCUGAAGAACCACAGGGCAGACACGCCUGCAGACGAGAUAGGAGUGUGGGGAGAUGAGGAUCGUCAUGGCGUCGCCGCGGCUGGCUGGUGCUGA
Messenger RNA from Ectocarpus siliculosus, 1245 nucleotides. NCBI's taxonomy places the organism in Eukaryota, Phaeophyceae, Ectocarpales, Ectocarpaceae. The record is from the annotation of a GenBank genome assembly.